Epithele typhae is the source of this 363-nucleotide messenger RNA. RefSeq lists its product as uncharacterized. The transcript has a single exon. The annotation marks the transcript as partial. NCBI's taxonomy places the organism in Eukaryota, Fungi, Basidiomycota, Agaricomycetes, Polyporales, Epitheliaceae. The record is from RefSeq and is a predicted model, not a curated record.
GGAGUCCCAGGUUAUCGUGUUGCCCGAGUUCGCGCGGUAUUCUCACUGCCUCCUGAACUACAGGCACUGCGGGAUACUCCGACAGACCCAGACGCCCACCUCGCCUACAUUGAACUUUACACGUCGUUUAAGCCGCGACCGGAGGAACCGAGCGGCUUAUACGCAGUGUCUAAAGCAUACACACGAGGUAUUAGAAGGGCAGCAAUCAUUCCUGUCACAGACAUUUUCCGCAGCUGUCAUCUACUGCCUCGGUGCAGGGAGCGGGUCAACCGAGCGUGGUCAUCCACGACAGUACUUGAAGAAUGCGAAGAGUGGUUUUUGAACACAUACAUUGAUCAUCACAUGUAUUUAUUUGUUGAAUGA